Triticum turgidum subsp. durum (durum wheat) is the source of this 1248-nucleotide messenger RNA. The record is from the annotation of a GenBank genome assembly. Lineage: Eukaryota; Viridiplantae; Streptophyta; Magnoliopsida; Poales; Poaceae.
AUGAUCCUCCGCAUCCGCAGCCGCGACGGCACUGACCGCAUCACGGUGCCGGACGCGGCCGCCGCCACCGUCGGCGACCUGCAGCGCCUCAUCGAGGCGCGCGCCACCGUGCCCGUCGCCGCCCAGCGCCUCUCCCUCGACCCGGCGCUGCUCCUCCCCGCCCCGCAGCCGCCGCUCCUCUCCGACCCGGCCGCGCCGCUCGCCUCCCUGCCCCUCGCCAACGGCUCCUUCGUCUACCUCUCGUACCCGCCCGGCGCGCGCUCCGCCCAGCCGCCGGCGCCCCGGGCCCUCACCGCCGCCGGCUCCUUCGGCAAGAAGAUGACCAUGGACGACCUCAUCGCGCGCCAGAUCCGGGUCACCCGCCAGGAGGCGCCCUUCUGCUCCGCGGCCUCCUUCGACCGCGACUCGGCCAACGCCUUCCAGCUCCACGUCUCCGAGUCGCUCGCCUUCGCCGUCAAGCGCGCGGGCUUCCUCUACGGCCGCGUCGACGCCGAGACCAAGGAGGUGCUGGUCGACUUCAUCUACGAGCCGCCGCAGCAGGGGUCCUCGGACGUGGUCCACCUGAUGCGGGACGCCGACGAGGAGGCCCGCGUCGACGCCAUCGCCGACGGGCUCGGCAUGCGCCGGGUAGGGUUCGUCUUCACACAGGCAGUAGGGAGGAAGGCCAGCGAGACGGGCGAGUACACCCUGUCCAACAGCGAGGUGGUCCAGGCCGCCCAGCUGCAGGCAGAGGGCGGGAUCCCGGAGUGGGUCACCGCCGUGGUGAAGCUGGAGGUGGGGGAGGAUGGCUCGGCGGACGUGCACUUCGAGGCGUUCCAGAUGAGCGAGGUCUGCGUCAAGCUGUUCAAGGACGGCGUGCUGGAGACGGAGAUCCAGGACUCCGACGACCCCCGCCUGUCCAAGAUGCGCAAGGAGGUGAUUGCAGGAGGGAAAGACACCAUGGAGGUGGACAACGACUUCUUCCUGGUGCCCGUGAAGAUCUCCGAUCACCAGGGCCCGCUCUCAAUGGGAUUUCCGAUUGAAAACCGUGGAAUUCCUCUACCGGCGAACGCUCUCAGGAGCCACAUGGAUCGUGCAAAGCAUCUCCCGUUCGUCAAGCGGAUCUCUGAUUUCCACCUGCUUCUCCAGAUCGCUGCUUUCCUGGAUGUCAAGGCCGACGUUCCUACUCUGGCUGCGUGCGUGGGACACCAGGCAGAGGUGCCAGAGGGCUACCGGCUCCUGAUCGACGCCUUGGCAGGUCAAACAUAA